This is a messenger RNA of Onychostruthus taczanowskii (white-rumped snowfinch), 994 nucleotides long. It is a transcript of the gene PIN4, whose product is annotated as peptidylprolyl cis/trans isomerase, NIMA-interacting 4. Lineage: Eukaryota; Metazoa; Chordata; Aves; Passeriformes; Passeridae. The record is from RefSeq and is a predicted model, not a curated record. Gene Ontology annotation, biological process: rRNA processing. Gene Ontology annotation, molecular function: DNA binding; peptidyl-prolyl cis-trans isomerase activity. The transcript has 4 exons. The coding region runs from base 591 to 977 and encodes 128 amino acids.
GUGUCCCCAGUGGCUCUGGGGCGGGGGGCCGCAGGGACACCGUGAGGUGUCAGGGACUGCCCAGGCUGGGCACUGGGGACAGGCCGGAGCGGGGUCCGGGGAUGGUGUGAGGGGCUGCAGAUGGACUGGGCGUCCCGGGGGCAGGUGGGGAGGAUGAGAGGGACAGAACAGGCCGGGGAGACUGCUGGGGUCAGCCCUCGUGCUGGGGACGAGCUGGGGACAGCCGUGGCCCUGGGUACAGGCCGCGGGGAGGACUGGAAGUGGGGAGGGGUGGACUGGGACUGGGCUUGGAAUCCUGGGGCCGGUGGGAUGGACGAGGGCGACAGCCCUCAGUGUUGGGGACAGCCCUGGGCGGGCGCUGGGUACGGCCGCGGAUGCCGAACGCUGCCCUGUGUGCCCGGUGGGUCCACCCUCGUCCGGGCGGGCACAACCCCGUAUGCCGCAGCCCCGUAGCCCGCGGCCCCCGCCGGGCUCGGCCCCGCCCGGCCGCUCCACGCCGACACCGUGCGGGCAGCCGGGGACCUCGGGGCGGGGCAGGGGCGGUCCGGCCCGGCGUGGAGUGAGCGGCGCGGGGGCCUGACGGCGGCAAGAUGGCGCCCAAAGGGAAAGGCGGCGGCAAAGCCGGGAAGGGCGGCGACAGCGGCAGCAGCAGCGAGGGCAAAGCACAGGGCCCGAAGGGAGGCGGCAGCGCCGUCAAGGUUCGGCACAUCCUGUGCGAGAAGCACGGCCGGGCCAUGGAGGCCAUGGAGAAGCUGAAGUCCGGACAGCGCUUUAGCGAGGUGGCAGCACAGUACAGCGAAGACAAGGCCAGGCAAGGGGGUGAUCUGGGCUGGAUGACCAGAGGCUCCAUGGUGGGACCAUUCCAGGAGGCAGCAUUUGCCCUGCCUGUGAGCAGCAUGGACAAGCCCGUGUACACAGACCCUCCCGUCAAGACCAAGUUCGGAUACCAUAUUAUCAUGGUGGAAGGCAGAAAAUAAAAUGUGAAUGACCAUUA